CCGAGCUCCCCAGCCAACACGGCUGAGACAGCCCCUCACUCGCACACAGCGGGCUCAGCCUAGGCCUGGGAACCCCACAGGCACAACUGCCGCCUCCAGCUCCAUCCAUUCUGCCGUGGGGGGGGGGGCGACAGAGAGUGAAAGCGGAGCUGCAGCGCGUCAGGCACACCGUACCUUCCCUUCCACCCCCCGUUUCCCCCUAGUGCGCCCUUCUCACACCUAUAUAUACACCCCGGUUACCUGCACCGAGAGGGGCCCCGUCCUAAGGCUCAGGCGGCUGCUGGGGGAGUUGAUUCCAUGAAUUAACCCCAUAAGGGGGCGGAGGAGGUGGAAAGACUUCGCGAACAAUGGGGAAAUCCAACAGCAAGCUGAAGCCUGAGGUGGUGGAGGAGCUGACCAGGAAAACCUACUUCACAGAGAAAGAAGUGCAACAAUGGUAUAAAGGGUUUAUUAAGGACUGUCCCAGUGGGCAGCUCGAUGCCGCAGGCUUUCAGAAGAUUUACAAGCAGUUCUUCCCGUUUGGAGACCCCACCAAAUUUGCAACAUUUGUCUUUAAUGUUUUCGACGAGAACAAAGAUGGUCGCAUUGAAUUUUCCGAAUUCAUUCAAGCCCUGUCUGUCACAUCCCGUGGGACCCUGGAUGAGAAACUGCGCUGGGCGUUUAAAUUGUACGACCUUGACAAUGAUGGCUACAUUACUCGGAAUGAGAUGUUGGACAUUGUGGAUGCCAUUUAUCAGAUGGUGGGGAAUACCGUGGAGCUUCCUGAAGAAGAAAACACCCCAGAGAAGCGGGUCGAUCGGAUCUUUGCUAUGAUGGACAAGAAUUCAGACGGCAAGUUGACGCUACAGGAGUUUCAGGAAGGAUCUAAGGCAGACCCCUCGAUCGUGCAGGCGUUAUCUCUAUACGACGGCCUGGUAUAGAGGCUCCGUAUGGCGUCUUGCGUAUGCCCCUGGGGUAAGAUCCUUAGUGUGCCACCAGAUCAUGUCAGCAACGCGGCUCGUUCCCUUCCAACAGUCACUCCCAUAAUGCACCGGGAUAGAACACACCCCCAAACAUACGCUCGUCUCGACGGAUCACUUUUAUUCCCACUUCUGGCUAAAUUCUGAUGACUGGGAACCUGCACCCCCAAAGGCUGCCGACCGCCCCCCUGUACCAAACACGCUCUUUUCUAUGACACCGCCCCCCGUCUCCUGCCCGUGGCUUCUUGUGUUUCCUCAUAGGCUCAGAGAGGGUGGACCACCCAAAGCGAAGAACCGACCGUUGACUCCUUUUUUAGCUCCGAGGGGUGGUGUCCGAUGUUGGCCCCUCAGCCAUGGCAGAUUGGGGAGCAGGAGGUAUAGCCAGGUAUAUGUUCAUACGAAGAACUAUGUUUGAGGCUCUCAGCUCUUAAUGAAGAGAAUGAGCCCCCCUGUGCGGGGGUACUAGACUGGUCUGUAUAUAAUAUAUAUGUCUCUGGAACCUCCAGCGUACAGUACCCUACCGAUUGGUUCUAUUUUGCAUAACGCUGAAUCGUGCUUUUAUUGUGAAUACGUGAUUUUUUUAUAC
Messenger RNA from Xenopus tropicalis (tropical clawed frog), 1545 nucleotides. RefSeq names its product neuronal calcium sensor 1 (gene ncs1). The transcript has 8 exons. NCBI's taxonomy places the organism in Eukaryota, Metazoa, Chordata, Amphibia, Anura, Pipidae. The record is from RefSeq and is marked provisional. The coding region runs from base 348 to 920 and encodes 190 amino acids. Gene Ontology annotation, cellular component: postsynaptic density. Gene Ontology annotation, molecular function: calcium ion binding.